Molecule: messenger RNA, 1382 nt
Organism: Puntigrus tetrazona (Sumatra barb)
Lineage: Eukaryota; Metazoa; Chordata; Actinopteri; Cypriniformes; Cyprinidae
Gene: lrrc23
Product: leucine rich repeat containing 23
Exons: 7
Coding region: 263-1315 (350 amino acids)
Molecular function (GO): protein binding
Source: RefSeq, a predicted model, not a curated record
ACACCGUUUAUACGGCGGUUUCUAGCCUCUGGGUAGUAGAGACUCACGGCGUUACUAUGACAACGGCUAUAAACACGAUUCAGCGCGGUGUGUGACCGUAAACAUGUUCAAGUCUACAAGCUGAAGAAGUGAAUCCCCUGUUCAUUCAUUAACGUUUGCUAGCGUGUUGGUGGUAUGAUUAAACGAACCGGUUCGUUUGAACGUUGAAUCGUUUCGUUCUUACGUCGUAAAAGCUUGAUCAACGAGGUAAGACAGAAGAAGAAUGUCGGACUCUGAUGAACGCGAGGUGUUAAAAGCAGAGACCGAGGAAGAGGAUGAAGAAGGACAGGGAGAGAGAAGUGAUACUGAAAGAAAAGAAAAGGAUAUUUCAGAACAAGACGAUCAGGUAACCCGAAUUUACGGCCAACAAAUAACUAUUCGUAUCACUCACGAACUAAAGCCCUGUCCGCUAACCCAGGACAUGAUGGGGAAAAGCUUGUCCUUAUUGUGUCGCACAGGAAACGGUCUCUCUCAUGCAUAUGUCAGACUUGACCUUAAAAACAAGGGUCUGACAGACCUGGCCUUGCUCAGCUCCUUCAUCCAUCUGCGCUACUUGGACAUUUCCUCAAAUCAUUUAUCAGACCUCUCGCCAUUGGCUGAUCUCACCCAGCUGCUGUGGGUGAAAGCAGAUGGCAACCUGCUUCAGAGGUCUGAGGGUCAGCCGUUUGGCAAGCUCACUUACCUACAGUGGCUUAGCCUGGCCAACAACCGCCUGUUGGAUGUUAAAGGCCUCGGAGGUCCAGCACUGGAAACCCUCAAUCUCACUGGUAAUGGUAUCCAGAGCAUGCGGGGCAUGGAAUAUCACAGUCUGACCAAUUUGGUGACUCUCGAUCUAAAAGAAAAUUGCUUGGAAACUACAGAUGGCAUUUACCUCCCCAAUUUACGCCAUUUGUAUCUGGCUCAAAACAAUAUAAAGCGGUUGGAGGGUUUGGAGAGACUCCAUCGUCUCAACAGUCUUCACCUCAGAGAUAACCAGCUGGAAACACUAGAUGGACUCAGUCCCAACAUGAAAUGUCUCCAAUAUCUUAAUGUUAGGGGGAACCUUAUAUCUUCUAUGAGGGCUUUGCGAACUCUAGUUAAUGUGGGGCAAACACUGCAGACCCUUGUGCUCUCGGACAACCCUUUAGCAAAGACUGACGAUUACAGGCUGUAUGUGAUCUCACAUCUCUCCCAGCUGGAGAGACUGGACAAGGAUCCCAUCACAGCCGGAGAGAAGUCUGAGGCCCAAGAGAAGGAUUUUGAAGAUGAAUAUGCCGACGAUCAAGAGGACAACUGAACAGGCUGUGCUACAUUGAAUAUACUUUUAUAUAGUUUUAUAUUCAGUAAAGUCUACAAUCAUAAAA